This is a messenger RNA of Lucilia sericata (common green bottle fly), 1141 nucleotides long. RefSeq names its product lectin subunit alpha-like. The transcript is spliced from 4 exons. NCBI's taxonomy places the organism in Eukaryota, Metazoa, Arthropoda, Insecta, Diptera, Calliphoridae. The record is from RefSeq and is a predicted model, not a curated record. Gene Ontology annotation, molecular function: signaling receptor activity. The coding region runs from base 1 to 1026 and encodes 341 amino acids.
AUGUGGGAUUGUCUUUUUGUAAGUGCACCCUGGUUUGACGUUUCAAACUGUGAAAAAUUGCGAAUUGUUAUAAUUUUUAAUUUUAAAUGUGCAUUAAAAAUUAAUGCAAUUGGACAACUUUAUACCUCAUUUACAAAUAAAAACUAUUACAUUGAUUUUGAUCAAAAGUUUAAUUGGUUCGAUGCUAAUUAUGCCUGCACACAAAUGAAUAUGAAUCUGCUGGAAAUAAAAUCGGAAUCAAAAUCCCAUGAAAUUAACAUGGUACUCAAAAAUGUUGAAAAACAAACUAAUAUAGGCAAUCUUUGGAUUGGCGGCAUUUGGACAUUAUAUCCGAGUAGGAACCUUGUUUGGCUGUAUACAGGGGAAAAAUUCAGUUACACUAAUUGGAUUGAUUACAAUCCAGAUUUUAACAGAAAUGAUGAGUUUUGUGUCGAAUUGAUUAAACGUGAAAAUUGGAAAUGGAAUGAUAUCGACUGUACAAAUAGGCUUGGCUUUGUGUGUGAAUACAGCAAAGAAAUGGAAAUUCCAAAAAAAUUGGAAUAUGAACCACAAUUUAAAGAGGAAGAAUUAAAUGCAUUGGACGACCUAGAAGAAACCGAGUGUAAUAACUUACAGAAAGAAAUUAUAGAUUUGAAAGAUAACGAAAAUGAAUUGUUGCUACAGUUGCAAAAUCUUACAGAACAAAAUAAGCAAAUAGAAAAAGAUUUGAAAAUGGAAAUACAAAAAUUGCAAAAUGAAAUAAAACAGUUAAAAGAACAAGAAACGGAAACAAGGAACCAACAUGAAGUGAAGCUACAAGUUGAAAUUACAAAGCAACAAAUUUUACAGAAAGAACUAGAAAAUUUACAAAAACAACUUCAAAAAUUUAAAGUAAGCGAUUUAGAAAAACAUCUACAUAUUGCACAAUUACUGAAUCAGCCACAGAAUGAAAACCAACUUAACGAUACAAAUGGGCCAAAUAACAUUUAUGUUUAUUCACCAUACUUUAUAUUUUUGAAUAGCGUUAAUAAUUCUACCAAUAUUUAAAUAUAUAAAAUAAAUAAAUAAUUUAUAUAAUUAUAUAAAUGAAAUUCUCUGAUUUAAAAAAAUCCCAUCUCUGAAUUAAAAUUAUAAAAUAUACAAGAUUGUUUAAUGAUAACAA